GUGAAAUGUGAAAUUCUGAUGCUGGAGAGUGCAAUCGGAAGAUCGAAUCUACAUGAACUCCUCAGGACACGACACCUCCUUUGGGAUCUAACGAUCGGAGUGUUUGUAUCACAACCCACCGGGUCCUCGAUAAGCAGCCCCACGUGACUUUAUCUCCCCCACGAAUUUCGAGAAUUUUCGCCCAAACGCCCAAAGACCCAAAGACUCAAGGACCCAAAGCUGCAUCUCUCGAUUUCUCUCCAAUCAUCCCAAUCCCCCCAACGCCUGUCCUCGGACGACCUACCGCCCAAAAUGCCUCCUCGGAAGCAGUGGAUCGACAAGAAAAACGCAACCACCUACCAACUCUUCCACCGCUCCCAACAUGACCCUCUCAUCCACGACCCCAGCGCCGACGACCGCGUGCUCGCGCCGGUGUCCGGCCCGGCCCCUACCACUACCAGCAGCAGUAGCAGCACGGCCGACGCCCACCGGGGCCAGAACCUGGCCACGCUGACCCAGCAAUUCGGCAGCGGCGCCGUGCGCAAGAACGAAGGCGAGGCGGCCAACUACGGCAUCUUCUACGACGACACCAAAUAUGACUACAUGCAGCACCUGCGGGAGUUGGGGACGGGCGCCGGGGACGCGCACUUCGUCGAGGCCAAGAACCAAGCCCCGGCGGGCAAGGGCAAGAUGAAGCUGGAGGAUGCGCUGCGGCAGGUGUCGCUGGACGAGGAUGGGCAGGGCAGCGAGUUCGGGGGCAGCUACCGCUACGCCCCCAGCGAGAUGCGGUCGACCGCGACGGCCUACUCGCGGAAGCCCACCUACCAGGACCAGCAGAACGUGCCGGACGCGAUCGCGGGCUUCCAGCCGAACAUGGACCCGCGGCUGCGCGAGGUCCUGGAGGCGCUGGAGGACGAGGAGUACGUCGACGAGGCGGACGAUGACAACCUGUUCGGCCAGCUGACCACGCGUGCGGAGGAGAUGGACCAGGGCGACUGGGAGGAUACCCUGUACGAUGACUUCGACGAGGAGGACGACGAGGGGUGGGAGUCGGACGCGACGGAGAAGGCGCCCGUGCAGACGCAUACGACGGCCGCCAAGGCGCAGUACGAAAAAAGGGUUGCGGCUGGGGGUGACGAUGCGGAGGAGAUGAUGCCAGAGCAUGACGCCCCGGCGCCGGACAUGCAUCCCGAGGAUCAGGGCUGGAUGCGCGAGUUCGCCAAGUUCAAGAAGGACGUCAAGGCCGGCGUCGCCAAGCCCGCCGUGCCCGCCGCCGCCCCCAGUGUCGGGCCCUCCGAGCAGCAGAGUACGCUAGCGUCGACGGUGUUCACGGUCGGCGGGACGCCGAUCCGGCGCAAGAAGCGCAAGGGUGCCCUGACGAACCCCUCGGCGUACUCGAUGACUUCGUCGGCCCUGGCGCGGACCGAGGGCCAUCGGCUACUGGACGAUCGGUUCGAUCGCGUGGAGCAGCUGUACGCGCUGGACGAGGAGGAUGAGUUCGACGACAGCAUGUCCAUGGUCAGUGGCAUGACGGGCAUGACCGCCAUGACGGGCAUGUCGGCGAUCUCCGAGGCCCCUAGUCUGAUCGAUGCCAACGGGCAGACGGUCAACCCCCGCCACAACUUCACCUCGGUGAUGGAUGACUUCCUCGCGGGCUGGGACGACAACACCGGGUCCCAGGCCAAGCGCAAGGGUGUCAAGUACAAGCGCGGCAAGCACGGCAACGAGGCGAUCGGCAUCCGCAUGCUGGACGAGGUGCGCCAGGGCUUGGGUCCGGCGCGUGUGGGUUCUUCCGGACGGGUCCCCGGACGGGCGUAAGUACGGUGUGGAUUUCAGGGGGUGACCCUUUUCUCUCAUUGCUGCUACGGCGUGUGUGCACAUGCUUUCAACGAUUGCGACGAUACCUCUUACCCAUGGCAUGUUCUGGCUGGAAAAAUAAAAGAUUGCGGGCUUUCUCACAUAACAUAGGCGUCUCGGUUGCGGUUUUGUUCACUUUUCCCACCUUGCAUGGUAGAUAGACGUCAACACAAAAAGUCUUUUCAUCGGUUGCUUUUCACACAGAUUCUAAAAAAAUGGCCGGAUGCAUACUUAGGCCAACACAUCCACAUAGGAAUUCAUGUAAUCAUUGUACAAGACAUCAUUUAUCCAUAUCCAUAUACAUACAGGCAUCAAUUGCCGAAAAAGGGGGUAUACAAAAAGUUUCUAUCAUCU
Aspergillus japonicus CBS 114.51 is the source of this 2190-nucleotide messenger RNA. RefSeq names its product ribosome biogenesis protein LTV1. The record is from RefSeq and is a predicted model, not a curated record. The coding region runs from base 292 to 1797 and encodes 501 amino acids. The transcript is spliced from 2 exons. Lineage: Eukaryota; Fungi; Ascomycota; Eurotiomycetes; Eurotiales; Aspergillaceae. Gene Ontology annotation, cellular component: preribosome, small subunit precursor; cytosol; nucleus. Gene Ontology annotation, biological process: ribosomal small subunit export from nucleus; ribosomal small subunit biogenesis.